This is a messenger RNA of Linum tenue, 619 nucleotides long. The record is from the annotation of a GenBank genome assembly. NCBI's taxonomy places the organism in Eukaryota, Viridiplantae, Streptophyta, Magnoliopsida, Malpighiales, Linaceae.
UUACUACAACAAAGUUGACUUGGACAUCACCAACAAAGAAUGGGCCAAAACCUCAGCUUCACAGAAUGUAACCUUUGGUUCUUCCCUUACUGUAAUAACAAGCACUACAUCAUGAUUUGUGUCAACAUCAAAGCAGAGAGAUUUGAAGUGCUUCGACAGUCUCCGUCACAAAUAUUUUGAAAAAACAUACAACUCAAUGGCAGAGAGGGUUGUCCAGUUACGCAAUCAACUACAUGAAGACACAGUUUGCAGACAAGACAGUAAGGUGGGAGAGUUUAGCUGGUUCAAGCUCGAGAAGGUUACACAACCAGAUCAAAUUUCAUGUGGGAUGUACGUCAUCAGGUGGAUGAGACACUGGGAAGGUAAGUACAACAGUGCCCUGACCAAAGAUUGGAAGAGGAUUGAUCUCAUAAAUGAAGAAAGGGAGUGCCUGAUGUUGGACAUCAUUCUUGAUGAAGAAAAUCUUGAACGGGAGAGGAUCAUGAAAGAAGCAACAAAGUACUGCAACAUGAAGAACAAGAAGAAAGAGUUGAAAGGAAGGAAAUGAAAAUUCUAUUAUCGUUUGUGUUAAGUAGUAGGAGGGUAUGAGUAAGCUUUUGAGAACAAACUCACAAUGUUC